Molecule: messenger RNA, 2504 nt
Organism: Cydia pomonella (codling moth)
Lineage: Eukaryota; Metazoa; Arthropoda; Insecta; Lepidoptera; Tortricidae
Exons: 3
Coding region: 504-992 (162 amino acids)
Source: RefSeq, a predicted model, not a curated record
CCAUAAAUGUUGCCAAUUUUGAAUUUUCACGAAUUUUCGAACAGAGAUGCAUGACAGUGACAGAUGUCAGUCUUUGAUGUCAACAUUAUCAACAAAAAUGAUAAUUAAAACGACAAAUUGAAAGUAUUGCUGCUCCAGCUAUCCUCCAGUGCAUCUUGAAGGCCUCUACUCUACGGUUGACUUAAUAUCGACGACUGCUAGAUAUAUCUAAAACACUUGAGGCUGGCCCUGGUGGUGACAAGUAUCCUGGUAGCAGAAGCUAUUAUUACGAAUAAUAAAAUAAUUGAAAGUCAAAUAAACGAAAUAUUAGCUUCUAGAGGAAUCUUGCCCUAGAAAGAACUAACAAUAAUAACUGACUAUAGUUACAUCGCUUCUUCAAUUGAAUCGAAACCAUCGUUGAGGUCAAAAACCGGCGGAUUACUGGCGUUGCGAACAGGAGUGGUCUAGACUAGUGGAGGCUAAGAGGCUUAAAUGAAUAGCAUAUUAAUCGGGCCGGCAGCUUAAUGAGUGCAGAGCGUGUAGUGGUGCGCCGCGCACGCCCUAGCGACGCGGCGGCGCGGGCGCAGCUGCUGCGCGACGCGUACGCCGCGCUCAACAACGAUGCCUUCAUGUAUUUCUUCUUUCACGAGGCCACAUUGCAAGCAGUAGUGCUGGUGGGUGCCGGGUUGUUCAUUUUCUUUGGCUGUGGACUGGGCACGCUGGCGGCACUACCAGCACUGGCAGCUGUCGCCGUGUUCCUAGCUGUGCGGCUGGCACAUGAUCAUACGGCAUCUGUACAGAUGGCAAUGCACGGCGGCAUACGCGCGGCCGCUGCUGGGCGCGGCGCUGUCGUUGCCGCUGGCGCGACUCGAGAGAGACCUCGUGGAGCCUGCGUGACGCGACGCACCGCCGGUGACGCAGCGACGACAUCUGACAGGCUGAAGCUGAAACUUGACGUCGGCGUUGUUCAACGACUGAUUACUUCUUACAAUUUGUCACUUAACGCCCAGUGAUAUCUUUAUGUCUAGCGAUAGUUACUAGUCUUACAAAAAAGAGACAACAAGUGACAAAUUACAAUUACGAGGUGAACAUUUAUUACGAAAGAAUCUCAAUAUUCCAGUGUCAUUUUGUAUGGGAUUUUGAGUUUCCAAAUCGUCCCGCUUGGCGCGCUGUUUCUAAAUCCCAUACAAAAUUCGACUUAAUUAACUAACGCAAACGCGUACGUCACGUUUCGCUAUCGAAUAAAUUUACACUAGGGGUUCUGAUGUAAAAUGGUUUUGCGGCAAACGCAUUUCGUUUAACGCUGUGAUUAUCGCAUAAGUAAAGCAACCGCGCGCUUAAGUAUAGUCAGCGGCAGCAAUAGGCAGCAGGGACGCACCGGCUACCGGCAGACCGGCGCCUACUGCUCCGGUGGCCUUGUCAGUCUGAACCAAAGAGAACUUUAAAUAGAGGUAUAAAGCAUAAUUCAUAUAGAAUUGGCACAUAAUUAGCAAUGUUUAAAAAUAAUAAUUCCAUGGCGGGAAAAAAAUUGACAAUUACAGUUUAAUCACCAACCUUCAAAGUAUUAAUGGUGAGAAUAUUAUUUUCCUAACUUUAUGCAUUUUAAAGUUUUCGACCAUGAAAAUUGAGAACAGGAGGUUGAUCGUGCACAAAUACUUCGAAAAUUCUUUUCGAUCCCGGACAAAGACAGCUAAGUCGCUUAGUAGAGUCAUAAAACGUUACAAGGACACUAUCAGCCGACAGGAAAACACAAACUAAUCGGAGGUCUGGGACAAAUAACAAGAUUUUGGGGAAAAGGUCCCAAGGUCACUCAAACAAAAUUCAGGACGGUCUAAUUACGAUUUAUCCCAAAAAUUCAAAGAAACUUCUAGAAAGAUAAAGAUGAUUCACCUCAGAGGUGGCUAUAAGAGCUAUCAAGCAAUAAACAGCCAAAUCGGAAGACAGAUCCGACAAGCUAAGACACUAGCUCGACUAUUGUACGACCCUUUCUUACCCCACUUUCUUAUUUUAUUAACUUAAAAAAAAAUAACAAUCUUCUAGUGCGUACCAAUUGUAUAUGAACUAUGCUUUACCUAUUGUCCAAGAAAACUUUGUAGCGGCGUAAAUUUACAGCCAUCUUUUGACACAUAAUUAAAACUUUUAGAACGCCAUUUGACUUUGAUCCCUAUUCUUUCACUGAUGUGUUCAAUUUGUUAAAUAUCAAAAAGUGGCGCCAUCUUACCGGGCACUACCUUUGGCCUUUGAUGGCGCCACUUUCAUAAUACACUUCUAUUUCAAAUUCUCUUUGGUCUGAACGAAAUUAUUACCAAUGCGGCUAGCUGUAUCUACCGCGCCUUAAAUUCCGUGAUAAUCGACUGAUUUUAAAAAUGAUCGCAAGUCAGUGUAUGUGAAUGUUAAUUAAGUGUUUUAUGAUCUGAGUGACCAAUAAAAUAAGUAUACCUAUUAUAUUAAAUUGGUAGUAUUGGUAAUGCUUAUACAUUUCUAUAAUUAUUAUUUUUAUUAAAUCAAUACUUUAAUACAAAUUA